Molecule: messenger RNA, 3224 nt
Organism: Ceraceosorus guamensis
Lineage: Eukaryota; Fungi; Basidiomycota; Exobasidiomycetes; Ceraceosorales; Ceraceosoraceae
Exons: 7
Coding region: 111-3206 (1031 amino acids)
Molecular function (GO): 5'-3' DNA helicase activity
Source: RefSeq, a predicted model, not a curated record
CACCAACUCAAUACAUAGCACCCUCACGACUGCGUCACUCAGACUACGAUCGAUUGGCUGGUAGCGCGGCGUCGUCGAUCGUUUUCCAUUCGCUUUAGUCUGUUGUAGCCAUGGCGUCGAGCGCUCCACCGCCUAGCGCUCCUCAUACCGACUCAACCCUGCACCGGCCACACCCUCCAAGCAGUCAGGAUCUCUCGCGCUGGUUAUCUCGUCAUCAUGCCCUGCUAUCGCUCGAAGCUUCUGCCUCGGCCACACCCUCAUCUAGCAACACUCGCACUUCAUCUGCGCAUCUCGUAUCCCACCAUCACCACCUAGCCUCGACAGGUCACGCCUUGCUCCAUCUCACACCUCUUCAUCCCACCGUCGGUCCGGGCGGAAAGACGCUAAUCAGGUUCAUCAAGAGCAGCGCGUGGCACGUGGAUGCUGACUUGGGCACUGCGCAUGCAUUCAGAAAUGGGGAUGCUUGCUGCGUCAUGCCUACAUCGACUGGUUCGCAGGGGGCCAAAGGAAAGAGGAGGGAAGAGGAGGCAAAGGGUGCAGUGGAUGCGGUCGUGUUCAGAGUGCAGAGAGAGAGCAUCACUUUGGCUAUUGGACGUGCAGCAGAGGGUAAAGCGGAUGAGAUCUUGCCCGGCAGCGCGACGUUUGACCUCCUCAAGGUACAAGAUGCCAGGGUUACAAAGAGGAUGCAACGAACGCUGGAAAGCCUUGCCGAUCAGCUGGGCGUACCUGUGCUCAGCUCAACAAGCCAAGCAAAUGCAGCAUCAGCUAGUCGGGAUGGUGCGAGCUUUGCGCGCGCCAAAAGACAAGCGGACCCUCGCUCUCGCUCUCCCUCUGAGCUGAACCCCAUCACUGCAGAUCAGAGCGGCAAGCAGGCGUAUUCAUCUGACGACUCGGACGAGGAAACUGAGAGUACUCCCACGCAAAGUAAAGAUAGCAGCGAGAAGCAGGGGCAGGACAACGUCAGCGCCGAGAUAGCUGCGGCAAAAGGGACCACUACGGAAAGUCGCGCGUCUACAUCACAGCACCUAUCGAGAAGCGCGACCGACGCUGCGAGCAAUCACACGGCGCCAGACGAGCAGCCUGUGCGCGAAGUCCGCUCAACAGCAUCGCCUCUCAUCAACGCCUUGCUCGGUCUUGAACAGCCAAGCUUCAUGCCUAUGGAGCAAUACGAGAAGGAAAGACCGCUCGGGAAACACUUGUACGAUCAGGGCCUGAACGAGUCUCAAAGGGCUGCUUUGGACUUUUGUCUGAGGGCAAAAGAGGUGGCAUUGGUGCACGGUCCUCCUGGCACUGGCAAGACACGGAUGCUCACUGAGCUGAUUCUUCAGUUGGCGCUAGCACCCACUGCUCUUCGCGCAGAGGCUGGGUCUGACGCCAGGAACAAGAAGAGAGUUCUCGUGUGUGCGGCUUCCAAUUUGGCCACUGACAAUGUACUUUCAAGAGUGGUUCAGCUAGGCCACAAGGAGCUGAAAGCGCAAGGACUUGGCGUGACUAGAGUCGGGCAUCCUGCUCGAUUACUACCUCACCUCGAGGCAUUUUCUCUGGACGAUCAAGCAGAAUCUUCGGAAGCAGGUCAAUUGCUACGAGAUGUAAAAGCAGAGCUGUCCAGUACGCUUUCCGCGCUGCAUCCAUCCACAGAUGCAACGACUUCUGCAGCGGGAAACAAGUCCACCUCUCGCAAGGGUCAAGCAUCGAGCAAGUUCAAAGGUCUUAAAGGCUCGGCGAGAAAAGAAGCUUAUGAAGUCAUGAAGGAGUUGAGGAGGGAGCAGAAAAAGAGGGAACGAGGAUUGUACGAAGAUGUGCUAAGGGAGGCGGCAAUCGUUUUCGCUACUUGUCACACCGCCGGGGCUGCUUCGCUAAAGGAACAAGUCUUCGACGUGCUCGUGGUAGACGAAGCUUGUCAAGCUCUGGAAGCUCAGAUAUGGAUCCCCAUACUGUCUCGUCUAAAGCCAAGUGGUAAACUCAUACUCGCCGGCGACCACUUACAAUUGCCUCCCACUGUGCUCGGAUACAAGCCACCGCCACGCGCCGCGAAGAGGAAAGGCAAGCGGGCAAAGGACGUCAAGGCUUCCGAAAAUCAGAGCGGAGCUGAUGAAGCUCCGGUGCUGGAGCAAGACGGUGUCGGUCAAACGGGGCCCGACACGAGCUUGCAGCUCGCUAACGAUCCUGAAUCCGAUGAGGAAUCGGACACCGAGCUCGCUUUCCAGACGUCUUGCCUGAGCCCGGAGGCGCGAACGGCAGCGCGGAAUACAUUAGCGGAGAGAAAGGAUACGAACGCGGCAUCGAGCAGGGAGCGCAGUGGGGAAGGGACGAGCAAGUCCGAGCCGAAGAGGACACGUCUGAGAGUGCCGCGCAGCCUCGAGACGACCAUGUUCUCUCGCUUGCUCGGCAUGUAUGGUAGCGGUAUGCGCGCGCUACUUGAUGAGCAGUAUCGCUUCUCCAAGACUCUGCAGAGCUUCCCGAACAGCGCCUUGUACGAAGACGCACUGCGCGCCGCACCUGCCAAUGCGCAAACUACCCUGCUCGACCUGGAUGGCUACGGACAUGUAGAAGGCGAAGAGGAGCUCUUGGAAGAAGAUGUCAAGGAGGAACUGUGGGCUGCUAGCGUCGUGUUCUACGACACCGCAGGAGCCGAGAUGUACGAGACAUCUGGCUCGUCAGAGGAGAGCAAAGACGACUCGAGCUCGACGAGCGAAUCCAAGUCCAAUGCAAAUGAAAUCGGACCCGUCUUGAAUCACAUCAAGCUGCUUUUGAAGCACGGCUUGGCAGCGGAGCAGAUCACGGUCUUGUCGCCUUAUUCGGCUCAGGUGGCAUUGAUCGGCGAAGCGAUUCGUCAAGAAGCCGCCAAUGCUAGCAGCAUCUCCACUUCCAGCAGGAGCAAAUCAGCGGCGGCUGGGGGAAUGGGCGAAAGAUCGAACGUGGCAUGCACGCGCACAGACCUCAAGAGGGUGGACGUGGGAACGAUCGAUUCGCAACAAGGAAGAGAAAAUGAAGUGGUGAUCAUUUCGUUGGUGAGGAGCAACGAAAAGAGAGAGGUUGGCUUUUUGAAGGAAAAAAGGAGGUUGAAUGUGGCCAUGACUAGAGCUAAAAGACAGUUGGUCGUGGUGGCGGACUCGGACACUGUGGCUAAAGCGGGCGAUGCGUACCUUGCUAGAUGGAUGGAGUGGCUAGAAGAGAAUGCCAGAGUCGAAGUGGUCGGUUCGUAAUGCAUGACUUUUCGAAAU